Xyrauchen texanus (razorback sucker) is the source of this 1978-nucleotide messenger RNA. RefSeq names its product calcineurin B homologous protein 1-like. Gene Ontology annotation, molecular function: calcium ion binding. The transcript has 7 exons. Lineage: Eukaryota; Metazoa; Chordata; Actinopteri; Cypriniformes; Catostomidae. The coding region runs from base 241 to 828 and encodes 195 amino acids. The record is from RefSeq and is a predicted model, not a curated record.
UCGCACAGAUUCACUCCGACGCGCCGUUAGCUUAGCGUCUUCAGUUCUUGCUGUAACUCUCUUGAUUUAAUAACUAUCGCGUUUAAUACGGUUUUAAUUCAGAGGUAGGUGGGUAAUAAAUCUGGACAGACACGUUUGAACGCUGACUGUUGUUCUGAGAGCUUUACAGAGCUGUUUCUCAGUGCUUCAGAGUGAAUUUCUUGUGAUAGUUAGAGCUGAUCUUCAGUACAAACAGCAAUCAUGGGCUCAAGAGCUUCAUCUCUACUGAGAGAAGAGGACAUUGAAGAAAUAAAAAAAGAAACUGGAUUCUCCCACAGUCAAAUCACUCGACUCUACAGCCGGUUUCACAGUCUUGACAAAGGAGAGAACGGAGCACUAAGCCGAGAAGACUUUCAGCGGAUUCCAGAGUUGGCUAUUAAUCCUCUUGGAGAUCGAAUAAUUAAUGCCUUCUUCCCAGAGGGUGAGGAUCAGGUGAACUUCAGGGACUUCAUGAAGACUCUGGCUCAUUUUCGUCCUGUUGAGGACAAUGAAAAGAACAAAGUUGCAAAUGCAGGCGAGCCGCUCAACAGCAGAUCCAACAAACUCCUCUUUGCUUUCCAGUUAUACGACCUCGACAGAGAUGACAAGAUCUCCAGAGAUGAGCUGCUACAGGUCCUGAGAAUGAUGGUGGGUGUGAAUAUUUCAGAUGAGCAGCUAGGCAGUAUUGCAGACAGAACUAUCCAGGAAGCAGACACUAAUGGAGACAUGUGCAUCUCCUUUAAUGAGUUCACCAAGGUAUUGGAAAAGGUGGACGUUGAACAGAAGAUGAGCAUUCGCUUCCUGCAUUGAAGACCAAAAGAGGUCUGAACUCUGAUUGGAGACCAUCCGAGUCAGUAUAAGCUAGACAUCCCCCUGAUUCUUCUCUCUUUCUUUUGUUUAUCUCUUGCUCUCAGCCUUGAGGUGCCACAACCAUUAAAAGGGAGUAUCCGGGUGCCUUUGUUUUUUUUGUUUUUGUAUUUCUCAAAGUCACCGCACCUUUUCUCUCAUGUUAAAAUUGUAUUUAUUCCAGUUGUAAAUGCAACUGCUUAUGACUUUCCAGAGGGGGAAUCUAUGGUUAAUAUUGAUGGACACUUGCUGUCAUAAUGUCAUGCUCUUUUCACCAUAAUCACCAUCUUAAAGGCCAAAAAUGUUGCUUCUGUAAUAAAGGAAAUGUGUUCCUGAAUAUUCCCAAGAGGAAUGGAUGAAACUUUUUGUAACUUACCCAAUGAAGAUGAUUUGUUUCUAAGCGGUUGUGUAAAUUGCAGUCAGCCAAACCUCAAUCAAUGUCACUGAUUUGUUCUAGAAAGGCUGGAGCCUGGGCACAUUUUCUUUCUCAUAAUGAAUAUUGAUUCCAAGUCAAAUGGUGUGAAAAUGCUGAAUGCAUCUUAAAUCAAUGUAGUUGAUUUUCAAAUUUAAUGUCAACAAUUGUAAGAGAAAAUUGGUCAAUUGAGUACUUCAGACAGUGAGCAAAUGUCUCAAGCCCAUCAAGCCAAUUUUUAAAGGAGUUCUGAUUUGUGAUUAGUAGCACAGAAACUACACACUUCAUUUUUAAGAUUUACCUGCAUUUGGUCCAGUAUGUAUCAUGAAACCAAACAAUUGCUCUGUGUUGUGUGCAGUCUGUUCUUUUAGUCUUUGCUCUACAUGCACAAAAUCAAUGUUGUGUGUCCAUGUCCUCGGUUACUAUGGAUUUAAACACUGUUGAUGAUUUGAUCAUGUGAUGCUAUUAUGUAAGUUUGAUGCUAAAUCCAUGGUCUAAAUUCACAGAUACUUGAAAUAUAGUUCUGCAGCACUUUUCUUCUGCAGAUUCUUGCUUUUGUGUACAGAUUUCUUCACUGAGUUCUUGAAGUUUUUGAGAGAAAAUUAAUUUAACUUCUCGAUGUGAUUUAAUAAUCAUAUCGUACACUUGAGAUGUGAACUCUGACGUGUAUGGUUUUGAUUAAAAUAAAAACAAGUGCCAUCA